UAGCGUGUUUCUAAUAAAAAAUUUGGACUUUAUAAUAGCAGCUGAUUGCUUUUAUGAUCCAACAGUGUUUGAAGAUAUAAUUGUGACCGUAUCAUUUUUACUGGAACGAAACCCAAAAGCAAAGUUUCUAUUCACAUACCAAGAACGAAGCACAGAUUGGUCUAUUGAAGCAUUAUUAAAAAAGUGGAACCUUUGUGCUGUACAGGUUAAUAUUGAUGAUAUUGGUAAGUAUUCCGGCAUAGACGUUUUGGAAUUUGCUGGUGGGCAUACAAUUCAUCUAUUAGAAAUUACAAGAGAACAGAUUUAAAGAAAUAAAAAAUGUCUGGUGCCACACGCAACAUUUAUAAACUUUUUGUUGGCAAUUUGCCUUGGACUAUUGGCAACAAGGAGCUGCAGUUAUAUUUCUCUAAAUUUGGGCACGUUUCAUCGGCGCAAGUUGUUUUUGAUAAACAACAAGGACUUUCAAAGUCUUAUGGCUUUGUCACGUUUAGCACUCGAGAUGGUUUUAAUAGUGCAUCCAAUCAAAAUACACAUACUUUAGAAGGGCGGGUACUGAAUAUACAAGCCGCUAACAAUUAAAAUUUAUGAAAUAAUUAAUAAAUUCAAAUGUAUAAUUUUUAA
Molecule: messenger RNA, 621 nt
Organism: Teleopsis dalmanni
Lineage: Eukaryota; Metazoa; Arthropoda; Insecta; Diptera; Diopsidae
Product: 28 kDa ribonucleoprotein, chloroplastic-like
Exons: 1
Coding region: 319-579 (86 amino acids)
Molecular function (GO): mRNA binding
Source: RefSeq, a predicted model, not a curated record